Molecule: messenger RNA, 579 nt
Organism: Arabis nemorensis
Lineage: Eukaryota; Viridiplantae; Streptophyta; Magnoliopsida; Brassicales; Brassicaceae
Source: the annotation of a GenBank genome assembly
AUGAUCCAACCAAGCUACGAUGAAACCGUCAAAGCAAUCAGCAUCAAUCCAACAGAAUUUAAGGAGAUCAAGAUGAUGGUUUCUCAAAUUCUAAGGAAUACGACGAGACCUAAAGUACAUGAGGAAGCAACAGCUCCUCAUGAGGACAUUAAUCAAGAUUUUGUUGGAGAUUUUUCACCAUGUGAUCUAAAGGAAGUGAGCUACAUAGGCUCACAAUACCAAAAUCUUGGGAUGAGGAAUCACAGCCCCCAUCACGGUCCUAGAGAGCGUUUUCAUACUCAUCAAAACGUGCCUCAAGAGACCCAUAUUCAACCHAAACAACAGCCUACUAAUGGAGUUCAAAACACGDAUUCGAGUAGUUUUCAAGGCGUCYAGUCAAGAGAAGUUUCGGAGGAAGACUUCGAGCRCUUGAUCAAUGGGUUURGCUAUGAACUAAACAAGUUUAGAAAGGAAAUUCAUACUAGAAUGGAUAUAUUGGGUCAUGACAUUAACAACAAGAUAGAAGAAAUUUCAUCUCAUGUUAAGCAAAUUGAUCUCCAAAUUGCUUAUAUCGUCGGUACCGUUGGAAAACUGGAUUGA